This is a messenger RNA of Harmonia axyridis, 1303 nucleotides long. RefSeq lists its product as uncharacterized. The transcript is spliced from 5 exons. NCBI's taxonomy places the organism in Eukaryota, Metazoa, Arthropoda, Insecta, Coleoptera, Coccinellidae. The record is from RefSeq and is a predicted model, not a curated record. Bases 98 to 1156 code for a protein of 352 amino acids.
UUUAUUUAUUUUCCUAUGAUGAAUUUUUAAUUUUUCCCUGUUUUACGGGAAAAAUAUUCUUGUAAACCGAAAAAAUGUAAAAUUAAACAACCUGAAAAUGUCAAAGGAACAAUUACUACUCCAUCAAUACAAAAAUGAUGUAAUGAAUCUAGUUCAAAGUGCCAAAAAAUUAAUACCAAGAAGUAAACAAGAUCAAAUAUUUUCAGAAUGUUUUUAUUCAUUGAAAAAUAAUGAGCAAAAGUGCAUACCUGGUCAAUUACAGAGUACCAAAAUUAGUAAUUUUUUAAAAAAUAUAUUUAAAUUAUUUAUAUUCAUUUUUAUUCUUGCCAUAUUCAUAUAUAUUUUACUGAAUUUCCAUCAGCCAACCUCUAGCUUAGUUCUGAGAAAUGUCCAAGGUUUUAUAUAUCCAGGAUUGAAAAUUUUAAGGCAUUUAUCAGUACCAGUUAUUCAAAGGUUUCCAUUUUUAACAGGUUUUUAUGAUGAGAGUUGUCUUGUUGAGAAUCCUUUUUUUUAUGUUCAAGAAAUGGAAUGUUGGCCUUGCUUAAAUGUUUAUUCUCUUAUUGAGAUAACAGGUAAACAAAAUCAAAGCAUAUAUAUGUCUGGAAUACCACAUAUAACAAAAACUAGUCAUCAACCUGUACCUUAUGAGGUUUUGAAAAAUCUUUAUGAACAAAACAAAUAUUUAUUUUAUGAAGAAUCAAGCAGUAUUUCGUCUACAUCAGAUAAAAUUAAUAAUCUGAAGGAAUUAUUUGAUGAGUAUUCAGACAAAUUGAACUCUUCUGAUAUUCAUGUUUCAUGGAGGAUCAAUAGGAUGUCUUUUGCUCGAAUUUUGAGAAGUUUAUUUCCCAGACCUGAAUCUAUGCCAGAAAGGUCAGGACAGAGUGUGGAGAGGUUUAUUAUGAUUGACGGUGCCAAAGCUCCUCCCUAUACUCUUCCUGGGACAGAAUGUAGUUAUAUUUCAGUUAGACAAGCAAUAGGUCAAAGAAUAAUAGUUCUUAAGCCAUCCCUUGAGUGUAGUCAGGAAUGUCGAACAGUUUCUAUUGUUUUAAACUCUUCUAUUAUCUUGUGGUAUAAUUGGUGGUACUGGCGGCCUAUUAGUCUUCCAAUGGGAAAUGCUACAGAUUUAUCAAUUUCCUACAUCACAUCGUACUGUUGACGCUUGCCAAUGAUUAUCAGCUCAAUUGUUUUUAUAUUAUACAUAUUUAUCUUGAUGAAAUAUUCUCAAUUAGAAUUAUUGUGCAAUUCACUAGUUACCUGUAAUUUUAUUUAUAUUAAACCAAUAAAAUUUUAUACAUUAAUUUAA